CAUCCGGGUUUCGGGAAAGGGGGCGGCUUGUCCGCUAUGUUUCGGGAGAGAUCUCUGUCCAUCGCCUCCCUGAGCGGACUUCCUCCGUGGGAAGGAGAUGAGGAGCGCCCGGGGGAUUUGCUCCUCUUCGAGGUGGCUUGGGAGGUGACCAACAAAGUCGGCGGGAUCUACACCGUCAUCCAGAGCAAGGCCAAGGUGACGGCGGACGAGUGGGGAGAAAACUACUUUCUGAUCGGCCCGUAUUUCGAACACAACACCAAGACCCAGGUGGAAGAAUGCGAGCCCCCCAUUGCCGCCGUGAAGAUGGCAGUGGACACGAUGAAUAUGCACGGGUGCCAGGUGCACUGCGGUAGGUGGCUGACGGAGGGGAGCCCGCCAGUGGUGCUUUUGGACGUCGGCGCGUCGGCCUGCGGCCUGGACCGCUGGCGGGGGGACCUGCGGGAGGCCUGCGGGGUGGCCAUCCCCCACCACGACCGCGAGGCCGACGACAUGCUCAUCUUCGGCUCCCUCACCGCCUGGUUUCUCAAAGAGCUGACUGAUCACCUCGAGGGGAAGCCGGUGAUCGCCCACUUCCACGAGUGGCAGGCGGGCAUCGGGCUGAUCCUCUCCCGCUUCCGGAAGCUUCCCGUGGCCACCGUGUUCACGACGCACGCCACACUGCUUGGACGCCACCUCUGCGCGGCCAACGUCGAUUUCUACAACCACCUCGACGAGUUCGACAUAGACAAGGAAGCUGGGGAGAGGCAGAUCUACCAUCGCUACUGUUUGGAGAGAGCGUCCGUCCACUGCGCCCACGUCUUCACUACAGUGUCCGACAUCACGGCCGUCGAAGCCAACCACGUGCUCAAGAGGAAGGCCGACGUUGUCACCCCCAAUGGGUUGAAUGUGAAGAAAUUCUCCGCGGUGCAUGAGUUUCAGAAUCUGCACGCCCUCUUCAAGGCUCGGAUUCAAGAUUUUGUCCGCGGUCACUUCUACGGGCAUCUUGACUUCAAUCUGGAAAAAACCUUGUUCUUUUUCAUCGCGGGGAGAUACGAGUUUUCCAACAAAGGAGCUGAUAUCUUCUUAGAGGCCUUAUCCAGGCUAAACUUCCUGUUACGGGUGCACAGAAGUGAUGUGACCGUUGUGGUGUUUUUCAUCAUGCCGGCCAAGACCAACAACUUCAACGUGGAAUCCCUGAAGGGGCAAGCAAUCAGAAAACAACUCUGGGACACAGCACAGUCAUUGAAAGAAAAGUUUGGGAAGAAACUCUAUGAGGCAUUAUUAAGAGGGGACAUUCCGGAUUUGACCAAGGUCCUCGAUCGGGAUGAUGUGGCCGUGAUGAAAAGGGCCAUCUUUUCCACUCAGAGACAGAACCUGCCUCCCGUGACGACACACAACAUGAUGGAAGACGACACCGACCCCAUCCUCAGGACAAUCAGGCGCAUCGGCCUUUUCAACAGAAGGGAAGACCGAGUCAAAGUGAUUCUACACCCUGAGUUCCUCUCUUCCACUAGCCCGCUCUUGCCGAUGGACUAUGAAGAAUUUGUCAGAGGCUGCCAUCUUGGCGUGUUUCCAUCUUACUACGAGCCCUGGGGGUAUACGCCAGCGGAAUGCACUGUGAUGGGGAUUCCCAGCGUGACGAGUAACCUCUCCGGCUUCGGCUGCUUCAUGCAGGAAUAUGUGGCUGACCCCUCUGCCUAUGGAAUUUACAUCGUGGAUCGCAGGUUCCAGUCUCCGGACGAGUCGUGCAACCAGCUGACUCAGUUUCUCUACGGAUUCUGCCAGCAGUCCCGGCGCCAGAGGAUCAUCCAGAGGAAUCGCACCGAGAGGCUGUCGGAUCUCCUCAACUGGCGAUACCUAGGCCGGUUUUACAGCCACGCGAGGUCCCUGGCUCUGAGCCGCGCUUUUCCGGAGCAGUUUGCGAUGGUUCCCAGGGCCCCCACCUUGACGCAGGGCUUCAAAUUCCCCCGGCCUUCGUCGGUGCCCCCUUCGCCCUCGGCCUCGCGGCCUUCCAGCCCCCACGAAGGCCCAGAGGAAGAGGAGGAGGACGAAGAGGAGUCCAAUAAGUACGACGAAGAAGCCGAGUAGGACCACCACACCAUCAAGUCACCUUUUCCCCCUGGAUCCCAUCCUUCCCGGGAAGAAGCAGCAGCAUGGAGAACACAAAAACGGGAUUCCGCUCCCAAAGGCCUGUCCGCUUCUUUUGAAAAUAAUGAGGAUGGCGUUCGUUAAGCGCUCAGUAUGUGCCGGGCACUGUGCUAAGCGCUGGGGAGGUUUCAAGGUGGUUAGA
Tachyglossus aculeatus (Australian echidna) is the source of this 2269-nucleotide messenger RNA. RefSeq names its product glycogen synthase 2 (gene GYS2). NCBI's taxonomy places the organism in Eukaryota, Metazoa, Chordata, Mammalia, Monotremata, Tachyglossidae. Gene Ontology annotation, molecular function: alpha-1,4-glucan glucosyltransferase (UDP-glucose donor) activity. Gene Ontology annotation, biological process: glycogen biosynthetic process. The transcript has 16 exons. The record is from RefSeq and is a predicted model, not a curated record. Gene Ontology annotation, cellular component: cytoplasm. Bases 37 to 2067 code for a protein of 676 amino acids.